AUGCAAGCUGAGUGGUCACAAGCGCCGCCUUUCGCUGGCCGCGCCCAAGCUCCUUUCAAUGGCCUUAAGGAGCCAGAGCUGCCAAAGAGUGUGCUCCGAAGCAUGAUGACCUACGUGGGUGCAGGGAUGGUUUCUGCGACGGUCCAGGCUACGUUGACGGAAACGGAAGUCGUGUUCAAAAACUCGCACGAGGUGAACCCAAAGGUGGUGCUGUUGUCCUUCCGGGCGGCACUCAUAGCAAACCUGCUGAAGUUUCCCUUCUUUGAGGUGCUUUUUGCUAGCCUCACGGCUCAAGCUGCCUCCCCACUUUUUGGGGGCAUGCUGGCCGGAGCCAUUUUCGCCACGGUGACCCUCCCCAUGUCAAACUUCUUGUACCGGUGGUCUAUGAAACUUCCUGUCCGGUGGGGCAAGCUCUACGAGGCCUACUUGCCCACUCUUCUUCGCGACGUGGCCUACGGACUCAUCAGAAGCUAUGUGACACCCUAUGCCAUGUCCUUGAAUAGUGCCCAUGCGUUGGAUCCGAAAGUAGUCGUUGCUGCCGUCUUUCUGGCUUGCCUGGGCACCGGCACAAAGGAGAUUGAAAAGGCUGCAACGGCGCAGAAAAAGGUGGAAGACUUUGCAGCAUUGCGAUGCAACUUCCCCGUCAAGAACAAGAAGACUUGUGGCGCAGUCAUCAAGGAGGGCGUCUUCCUGCGAUGCCGCCACCUCCUGUGCAAGGAGCAUGCGCAAGAGUGGUUCCUAGGUUCAGAUGAGUGUCCCGUGUGCCGUGAUGGAAUCUGCGCCAAGCGGCGCCAUGUGGGCCGAGCUGAUGACAGGGAGCGCUUGAAGUUGCUUCAAGAGCUCCUGGUGACCUCCUCACCCCUUGAAGUCCAGGAAGCCGCUGCUGUGGCGCUGGAGCUGUGGGAAGGCCAGAAGGCAGAGGAAUUUGGCCGGGAGAUCGCGCAAGAGCAGGAGUUGAUAGCGCACGUGAACCAGCUAAAUCGCACCAUUCGGAAGCGCUUGACAGAGGCAGAGUCAGUUGUGAAGUCCCAGCAUGCCAAGACAGAGGAUCUUCGCCGUCAAGUUGCUGAGGCCGAGCGAAACUUGCGUCAAGAUCGAGAAUGUGCUUCGCGACUACAGUCUCGCAUUCAACAGCUGCAUCGCGCGAGCGAGCAGAAGCUCUCUGAUGCUGCUGGCCUCACUCCAUCGAAGAAGAGGCUUCGUUCCUCGCUCUUUGAGGAUGCCGGCUUCCGAUGA
This is a messenger RNA of Symbiodinium pilosum, 1236 nucleotides long. The record is from the annotation of a GenBank genome assembly. Lineage: Eukaryota; Dinophyceae; Suessiales; Symbiodiniaceae.